AUGAGUGCGGCGGCAACUGCAGGGAAGCUGGCGCGGGCACCGGCCGACCCUGGGAAAGCAGGGGUCCCCGGAGUGGCGGCUCCCGUGGCCCCCGCGGCCGCUCCCCCGGCGAAAGAGAUCCCAGCUAAGAUCCCAGAGGUCCUAGUGGACCCGCGUAGCCGGCGCCGCUAUGUGCGGGGUCGCUUUUUGGGCAAAGGAGGCUUCGCCAAGUGCUUCGAGAUCUCCGACGCAGACACCAAGGAGGUGUUCGCAGGCAAGAUCGUGCCUAAGUCUCUGCUGCUAAAGCCGCACCAGAAGGAGAAGAUGUCCAUGGAGAUUUCCAUUCACCGCAGCCUCGCCCACCAGCACGUCGUGGGCUUCCACGGCUUUUUCGAGGACAACGACUUCGUCUUCGUGGUGUUGGAACUUUGUCGCCGGAGGUCUCUCCUGGAGCUGCACAAGAGGAGGAAAGCUCUGACGGAGCCGGAGGCCCGCUACUACUUGCGGCAGAUCGUUCUUGGAUGCCAGUACCUGCACAGGAACCGGGUUAUUCACCGGGACCUCAAGCUGGGUAACCUCUUUCUGAAUGAGGAUCUGGAGGUGAAAAUAGGGGAUUUUGGAUUGGCAACCAAAGUCGAAUAUGAUGGGGAGCGGAAGAAGACCCUGUGCGGGACUCCUAAUUACAUAGCUCCUGAGGUGCUGAGCAAGAAAGGGCACAGUUUCGAGGUGGAUGUGUGGUCCAUUGGGUGCAUCAUGUAUACCUUGUUAGUGGGCAAACCGCCUUUUGAGACCUCUUGCCUAAAAGAGACCUACCUCCGGAUCAAGAAGAACGAAUACAGUAUUCCCAAGCACAUCAACCCCGUGGCCGCCUCCCUUAUCCAGAAGAUGCUUCAGACGGAUCCCACUGCCCGCCCAACCAUUAAUGAGCUGCUUAACGAAGAGUUCUUUACUUCUGGCUACAUCCCUGCCAGGCUCCCCAUUACCUGCCUCACCAUUCCACCAAGGUUUUCAAUUGCCCCCAGCAGUCUGGACCCCAGCAGCCGGAAGCCUCUCACGGUCCUCAAUAAAGGCAUGGAGAACCCUCCACCUGAGCGUCCCCGGGAAAAAGAGGAGCCUGUGGUUCGGGAGACAGGCGAGGCAGUCGACUGCCACCUUGGUGACAUGCUGCAGCAGCUACACAGUGUCAAUGCCUCCAAGCCUUCAGAGCGAGGCCUAGUGCGGCAAGAGGAGGCUGAAGAUCCUGCCUGCAUUCCCAUCUUUUGGGUCAGCAAGUGGGUAGACUAUUCGGACAAGUACGGCCUCGGCUAUCAGCUGUGUGACAACAGUGUAGGGGUGCUCUUCAAUGAUUCAACACGCCUUAUCCUGUACAAUGAUGGUGACAGCCUGCAGUACAUAGAGCGUGAUGGUACUGAGUCCUACCUCACUGUCAGUUCCCAUCCUAACUCCUUGAUGAAAAAGAUAACCCUCCUUAAGUAUUUCCGCAAUUACAUGAGUGAACACCUGCUGAAGGCAGGUGCUAACAUCACACCACGGGAAGGCGAUGAGCUUGCCCGGCUACCCUACCUGCGCACCUGGUUCCGCACUCGAAGCGCCAUCAUCCUGCACCUCAGCAAUGGCAGUGUACAGAUCAACUUCUUCCAGGACCACACCAAACUCAUCCUGUGUCCAUUGAUGGCAGCCGUGACCUACAUCGAUGAGAAGCGGGACUUCCGCACAUACCGCCUGAGCCUCCUCGAGGAGUAUGGCUGCUGUAAGGAGCUGGCCAGCCGACUCCGCUACGCCCGCACCAUGGUGGACAAGCUGCUGAGCUCACGCUCAGCCUCCAACCGCCUCAAAUCUUCCUCCUAGACCUCCUUCCCCUCCGGACUUGUGCCCCUCUUCACUCCCACCAGCACCUGGGGCCUACUCUUGUGAGCACCCAUGGUGCCAUUUUUGUCACGUGCCCCCCCCAGCCCUGGGGGCUGGGGAGAGCUAUGUCACUUUUGCGGGCAGGGGUUGCCAUGUAAGUUAUUUUUGUACAUGUUCGGGUGUGGGUUCUGUGGCCUCUUCCUCUCCCCCCACCCCCACCAUAUGCAUUGUACAGAAUAUUUCUAUUGAAUUCAGGACUGUCCUUUCCUUGGCUUUAUACACAUUAAACACAUGUGAAUCUUUCA
Tupaia belangeri chinensis (Chinese tree shrew) is the source of this 2132-nucleotide messenger RNA. It is a transcript of the gene PLK1, whose product is annotated as polo like kinase 1. Gene Ontology annotation, cellular component: centrosome; nucleus; kinetochore. NCBI's taxonomy places the organism in Eukaryota, Metazoa, Chordata, Mammalia, Scandentia, Tupaiidae. The record is from RefSeq and is a predicted model, not a curated record. Gene Ontology annotation, biological process: mitotic spindle organization; protein phosphorylation. Gene Ontology annotation, molecular function: protein binding; protein serine/threonine kinase activity; ATP binding. The transcript is spliced from 11 exons. Bases 1 to 1827 code for a protein of 608 amino acids.